AUGUUCUCAGCAGGAAAGUUGCACUCUCAUCCCGAACCAGCUUUUUGCAUGAUUUGCGGCCUUCAGGAGGGCAAUGAUAAGUGGCUCAAAGCAAUCUAUUGCACACCGACUGGGGUGAAAGUGACCAAUCCCAGGCAGGACCCCUGGUAUAGGUCACUAGAAUCCAGUAAUGGCGGGAGUGAGAUACAGAAUGGAACGGACGUGUAUCUCUUUCACGAGGAGCCAUGCUGGCAUCGUCUCUUGGAACAUAUCGGCCCUGACAAACUUCAUUUGGCCAGUCUCUUUGGGGCAUUGGAGCGUUUACCACUCCCGAGAGACUAUACCUUUCCUUCAUAUGCUUCAUUACCAGGCAGGAUAGGUCUAUGUGCCUGGCCUGGAACGGAAGACGACCUACAUGAAUUCCCCAUCCUCCCUGGCCGGUUUCCCCUUCCUGGUCUGGAAGAGCUGAUGCGGUUCGCAAAAGACCCUCCCAAGCCCUCAUCAAUUAUCGCGCAAAGGCCCGUCAACCAUCCAACAGAUGGUUUCGCACAACUCUCAUUUGAGACUAUUGUGAUUAUAUCAAGCAUGCUAUCGACAAAGGAGGCUCUAGACCUCCGGCAUGUGACACGAGCUGCGAUCCCACUUUUCGCAAGCUCGAAAUUCUGGAGAACGCGAUUUGCCAUCAACGGAGAACGUGGCUUUCUCCUCCCCGUAGUCCGGAAAUUCUUCCCGCCGGAGGGCAAUCAUGAGAUCGACUGGAGACUCCUGUACCAUUGCACUGCUCAUCUGAACUGUAGUGAUUGGUUUGAAAUAGAGAUUCGGGCCUGGGAAACCUUGCGCUGGCUUCGAGACACCGCUUCGGCUAUACACCGUGAGAGGCCACGUCCGCCCGACUUCCGGGGUAGUCCAGCCCUGCAGCAUUAUCACAAUACCACCCGAGAAGUGAACAUCACCGGGAUCGAGUUUAUCUUUGAUGAUGGUCGUCCCAGCGCCAUGUUUGGCUACGCUACCCCUGGAGCGCAGCAGAUGACACGCAAGAAAUAUGCACGUAAAACACGUAGAAGCCCUUUCGAUAGGCAUACGAAGUGGCCAUAUCCCGGUGUUCGGGUGACGAUGGAUGUCGUUGGUCUACGUGGGAUCGUGUUCCUCAAAGAUGCAAACGGGAUCCACAGCGUUUCUAUAUACCAUGAUGGGGAAGAAUUUGACGAGAUUGAUGACUCUCUCUGUGUUGGCCUUGCGACACAUGACAACGACCAAGAAGAGCAGGUUGCAUAUUCUGUCUCCCUGGACAAGGUCGAAAAGGUCAUUGCAGUAGUUGAUAACCGCAAGAUGAUUGAUCUGGGAAUUUCCGGGACGACAACGAAGCGGUCUGGAUACGCCGAGGAUGAGUGGGAUGAUGUUGUGGAUAUCUAUAAAUAG
Molecule: messenger RNA, 1398 nt
Organism: Aspergillus thermomutatus
Lineage: Eukaryota; Fungi; Ascomycota; Eurotiomycetes; Eurotiales; Aspergillaceae
Product: F-box domain protein
Exons: 4
Coding region: 1-1398 (465 amino acids)
Source: RefSeq, a predicted model, not a curated record